UUGUCUACCUUCAUUUUUCUUAAUUGUUUCAAUUAAUUUAAUUCUUUAUUGUUCAAUUGAACCUAUUGAAUAUCCAUUGUAACCCAACUUGUUUAAAUAUUCAAGGAAAUUUGUGCUUCUAAUUUAACUCUAACUGUUUCCAUCUCUCUCUCUCUCUCUCUCUCUCUCUCUCUCCCUACUUGAUUCAUUCUCUGCUUCUCUAUCCCUUCUAUUGUGUGUCAACUGUAGAGGACAAAUUGUGUAAGUCGAAGGAGUAUUUAUUUACACACACUCAUCAUAGAAAAUGACUAUCAACGAAUGGGUCCCUCAAAAUGUCGGUGUUACUCAACACAAAUUAGCCGUUACUCGAGAUUAUAUUAAUCAACCUCGUUUAGCUUAUAAAACUGUUUGUGGUGUAAAUGGGCCACUGGUUAUUCUUGAUGAUGUUAAAUUUCCAAUGUACGCCGAGAUUGUCAAAUUAGUCCUACCCGAUGGAACUGCACGAACUGGUAAAGUUCUUGAUGUCCGAGGAUCAAAGGCUGUUGUUCAAGUCUUCGAAGGUACUUCUGGUAUUGAUGCCAAGUAUACAACCUGUGAAUUUACCGGUGAUAUUCUUCGGCAACCAGUGUCUGAGGACAUGUUGGGUCGAGUAUUCAAUGGAUCUGGUAAACCAAUUGAUAGAGGACCACCAGUUUUGGCUGAAGAUUAUCUCGAUAUUGAAGGUCAAGCUAUUAAUCCUGAAUCUAGAACUUAUCCUGAAGAAAUGAUUCAAACUGGUAUCUCAGCCAUAGAUGUUAUGAACUCGAUUGCUCGAGGACAAAAGAUUCCAAUUUUCUCCGCCUCUGGUUUACCACACAACGAUAUUGCUGCACAAAUUUGUCGUCAAGCAGGUCUUGUUAGAUCACCUGACAAAGAUGUACCCGAUGAUAAUUUCGCCAUCGUCUUUGCUGCUAUGGGUGUAAACAUGGAAACCGCUAGAUUUUUCAAACAAGAUUUCGAGGAAAAUGGUUCCAUGGAAAAUGUCUGUCUUUUCCUUAAUUUGGCUAACGAUCCAACCAUCGAACGUAUCAUUACACCUCGUUUAGCUUUGACAACUGCCGAGUUUCUUGCUUAUCAAUGUGGUCGUCAUGUGUUGGUCAUUCUUACCGACAUGUCUUCCUAUGCUGAAGCCUUGAGAGAAGUAUCUGCUGCUCGAGAAGAAGUUCCUGGUCGUCGUGGUUUCCCAGGUUAUAUGUACACCGAUUUGGCCCAAAUUUAUGAGAGAGCUGGUCGAGUAGAGGGUCGAACUGGUUCAAUUACACAAAUUCCCAUUCUUACUAUGCCUAAUGACGAUAUUACACAUCCAAUUCCUGAUCUCACUGGCUAUAUUACUGAAGGUCAAAUUUACGUUGAUCGUCAAUUGAAUAACAGGCAAAUUUAUCCACCUAUUAACGUAUUACCAUCUCUAAGUCGUCUCAUGAAAUCUGCUAUCGGUGAAAACAUGACCCGAAAAGAUCAUGCUGAUGUAUCCAAUCAGUUGUACGCUUGUUAUGCCAUCGGUAAAGACGUACAAUCAAUGAAAGCAGUUAUUGGUGGUGAAGAUUUAACACCAGAAGAUUUAUUAUACCUUGAAUUUUUGACCAAAUUUGAGAAAAACUUUAUUACUCAGGGUAAUUACGAAAAUCGAACAAUCUUCGAAUCACUGGACAUCGGUUGGCAGUUAUUGAGAAUAUUCCCUCGUGAUAUGCUUAAGCGUAUUCCCCACAACACUCUGAAUGAAUUUUAUCCUCGUCAAUCUACUGGUCCAGCCGCUAAAUGAUUCCGAUGAAAAAAAAAUUUCUCCUUUUUUUUCCUUCUUCUCUUCUCUAAUCCUGUUAUUCACGGAUUUUAAUUGCAAAUUAAAUAACUAAUCAGGAAAUAAAUAAUAUACCAUUUAAACCAGAUCAUUCCCCAUUAUUAAUCUUGUUAUUCGUACUUCUCCACCAGGUCAACACGCUUAACAAGUGGGGCUACCAAAUGGUGAAGUAUGAACCUGUGUUAGUAUGUUUUGUGUUAGGGUUUUGCUCAUCCAAAGACAAGAAAAACAAACAAGCAACAACAACAAUUAACCGAUAAACAAGAUCAUCAUCCAAUGGAGACAAACGGAAUCAUCAUCAAAUUUCAAUGUCAACAAACCUGCAAAUUCAACGCUUGUUUCCCUCUCUCUCUCUCUCUCUUUCUUCAAAAACUAUAUAUUAUUUUUCAUCUUUAUUUUGUUUUUCUAAAUUAAUAAGUUUUUCUUGUUGUUCUCUCCCUUGUAAGAGUAUAAAAAAAAAUGUCAUUUUGUCAACAAAAAGAAAACUGUAAACAAGAAAAUGAUGCAACAAUAUUGCGUUUGUUUGACACUCCAACUCGGUAACAAACAAGAAAAAUAUCAACUCGAAAUGCUGUGCAAUCGAAGUUAAUUCAUUUUAAA
Panonychus citri (citrus red mite) is the source of this 2413-nucleotide messenger RNA. RefSeq names its product V-type proton ATPase subunit B (gene Vha55). Lineage: Eukaryota; Metazoa; Arthropoda; Arachnida; Trombidiformes; Tetranychidae. The record is from RefSeq and is a predicted model, not a curated record. Bases 284 to 1777 code for a protein of 497 amino acids. The transcript is spliced from 5 exons. Gene Ontology annotation, cellular component: proton-transporting V-type ATPase, V1 domain. Gene Ontology annotation, biological process: ATP metabolic process; proton transmembrane transport. Gene Ontology annotation, molecular function: ATP binding; proton-transporting ATPase activity, rotational mechanism.